This is a messenger RNA of Ilex paraguariensis (yerba mate), 1203 nucleotides long. NCBI's taxonomy places the organism in Eukaryota, Viridiplantae, Streptophyta, Magnoliopsida, Aquifoliales, Aquifoliaceae. The record is from the annotation of a GenBank genome assembly.
AUGGGUGAUAGGGUUAGGCACUCUCUCUCCGCUUACGCAUUAGUCAACCAUGUAGCACAUAGAUGCCCUUGUGCAUAUCUACAGUCUGUCCACAUCCAGAUAUACAGAUCCAUUACGUCGGUUCAAAGAGAGACCCACAAUUUUCUUGCAUUUUCUUUCUUAUAUCAUCUUGAUUGCAGCAGUGAGGUACGGGGAGAAUAUACAAACACCACCACUUGCGUAGAUGCGUGUUCAGAAAUGAAGAAGGAUAAUUUCACAUGGGGGCCAUUGAUAGAGGAGUUCACUUUUGCUAUAAAUUCGGCUCCCUUCAAUAGCUGUCAUGCUUCUACCAUAGUGGAGGUCGAUCAAGAUCAUUUUUUGGUUGCUUAUUUUGGGGGUUCAGCGGAGGGAGCACCUGAUGUAAAAAUUUGGUUGCAGACUUACAAGGAUGGCUAUUGGCACUCUCCAAUAAUUGCUGAUGAACAAGACAAUGUUCCAAUGUGGAAUCCUGCAUUAUUUAAGCUUCCAUCCAAUGAGUUGCUUCUGUUUUAUAAAAUCGGGCAAGAGGUUCAAAAAUGGAGUGGAUGUAUGAAGCGGUCCUUUGAUGGAGGUAAUACUUGGACAGAAAGGGAACAGCUUCCUCCCGGCAUAUUAGGACCAAUUAAGAAUAAGCCUAUUUUGCUGGGAAAUGGCCAAUUGCUCUGUGGAUCUUCAGUGGAAAGUUGGAAUUCAUGGGGGGCAUGGAUGGAGAUCACUGCAGAUUCUGGAAGAACAUGGAGAAAGUAUGGACCUAUCUAUAUUCAAAACGAAUCCCUUAGCGUGAUUCAACCGGUUCCUUACCAGACUGGGACUGGGACCUUGCGUGUUCUGUUGAGAUCCUUCGAUGGCAUUGACAGAGUGUGUAUGUCAGAAUCUCUUGAUGGUGGCCAAAGCUGGAGUUAUGCAAAACCUACUGAACUGCCCAACCCAAAUUCAGGCAUUGAUGGGGUUAAGCUGAAGGAUGGCCGUCUCUUACUUGCUUACAAUACAGUCUCCAGGGGUGUGCUCAAAGUUGACCUCUCAACAGAUGACGGAGACUCAUGGGAUGAUGUUUUGACAUUAGAGGAGACUAUGGGAAUGGAGUUCUCUUAUCCAGCUGUUAUUCAAGCCAGUGAUGGAUUAGUUCACAUUACUUACACUUAUAACAGAACACAGAUUAAGCAUGUUGUUCUUCAACCCAACUGA